This is a messenger RNA of Phragmites australis (common reed), 1872 nucleotides long. Its product is annotated as protein FAR1-RELATED SEQUENCE 5-like. The transcript has a single exon. Lineage: Eukaryota; Viridiplantae; Streptophyta; Magnoliopsida; Poales; Poaceae. Gene Ontology annotation, molecular function: zinc ion binding. Bases 1 to 1872 code for a protein of 623 amino acids. Gene Ontology annotation, biological process: regulation of DNA-templated transcription. The record is from RefSeq and is a predicted model, not a curated record.
AUGGCUGAGUUCUAUGGCUCCAUUGAACUAGUACCAUACAUAGGCAAAGAUGUCAGUAACUUCCGGUCCACACUUCGUACCACUAAAAAGUACAAAGACAUGCAAGAAACACUAGACUACUUUGAAGAGUUGAAAGUGCAAGAUGGCCCUAAUUUCUUCUACAAGUUCAAGUUGGACAAAGAUUAUAAGAUUCAUAACCUAUUCUGGGUGGAUGGUUCAGCAAGGAAGGCGUAUGAGGCAUAUGGUGACUGUGUUUCAUUCGAUACGACAUACAUGACUAAUAUGUAUGGCAUGCCCUUUGCCCCCUUCAUUGGAAUAAAUAGACAUGCUCAAUCGUUCCAGCUAGGAUGCGCAUUCCUAAGGGAUGAGAAGACAGAUAGCUUUGUUUGGCUUUUCAAAGCAUGCCUUGAAACGAUGAAAGGCAAGGCUCCCCUUAAUAUAAUAACAAAUCAGGAUGGGGCUAUGAGGCGGGCAAUUGAGCUUGUCUUCCCUAAUACAAAUCAUCGAAACUACCAGUGGCAUAUAAUGGAUAAAGCUUCUGGAACAAUUGGUCCAUACAUUUCAUUUAAUCAAGAAUUGAAGGAUGAGUUUACAGAUUGUAUUAACUACAGUGUAACACCUGAAGAAUUUGAGGCGAAAUGGGAUGCUAUGAUUAAUAAGUAUGGCCUGGGGGACAUACAACAUUUUCAGCAUUUGUAUAGCAUCAGAAAGAGUUUUGUUCAAACAUACUAUAUGCAUUGUUUCUAUCCUUUCCUCCAAUCAACUCAGAGAAGUGAAGGGUUUAAUGCAGUGCUGAAGAGAUAUGUGAAUCCAAACUUAUCAAUAUUGUUAUUUGUGAAACAGUAUGAGAAAAUUCAGCAAAAGUACCUUGUUGCUCAGGAUGGUCAGGACUUUAGGACUGAUGAUAAUGAAUGGCACACAUGGUCAAAGUACCCUAUUGAGAAAUAUGCUUCAAUUGUGUACACAAAAGGUAUUUUCUAUAAAUUCUCAAAGGAAUUUGAAAAGACUGCAGAAUAUGAUGUGCAGGAGCAUGAAGUGCCCUACCAAUACAAGCUAGUACCGAAUGACAAAUUUGUUGAAGAUUAUGGGACUAGGUCAUAUAUUGUGACAGCAAUUGAAGAAGAAACAAGUUACUAUUGUGAGUGCAGCAAGUUUGAUAGGGAUGGGAUAAUUUGCUGCCACAUCAUGAAGAUUUUGAUCAGAUUUGGUGUGAAGACCCUGCCUGAAAGAUACAUAUUGAAAAGAUGGACACAACAAGCAAUUCCUAUUGACACAGAUAUAUCUGCUGAUGCAAACAUUUCUGUUGAUAUUGCGGCUAGUGGUAUGUCUUUGCAGAACAAGAAAACACUGAGAUUCAGCAACCUUGCUUCUGCACUUGCAAAAUUUGCACGUGAAGGUUCAAACUCAGAUGAUGCUCAUUCUAUUGUUACUAAGCACAUCGAAAUGAUGCAAUCUGAACUUGUAGAUCUAAAGAAGAGGAAGAGUAAGAGUAAGAAGAAGAAGACAACUGUUGUUCCUAGCAAUGACUUUGCUGUUGCAAAUUUAUCUCAGCCUCUUUCUAAUGCAGCUACGACAACUUCACCUCCUGGUCAUGGCACUAUAGCUACUAUGUCUACUCCUAACCCAAAUGUGCCUGCUCCUACAGAUUUUCAAGAUGCUUCAUAUCCUGAUAGUUCAAGAUUAGUAAGGAAUCUGUCAAGAUCAGUAACUAAAGGGAGGAAGAAGUCAGAAAGGUUGUCUAAUGGGAAGAAUGUGCAACCAAAGAGAAAGAACAAAUGCAGCAUUUGUCACUCUGAGAAUCACAAUGCUGCAAAAUGUCCUGGAAAAAUAACUAAAAGAAUUUCAAGCAAGGAGAUGCAACUAUUCACAUGA